CUGAAGCAGCGUCCGACGCAUCACAAAGUAAGGGCUCAAGGAUAGCGUACGGGAAUCAUCAAUUAGAAUGGAUGACGAUACGGAUAUAUUCGAUAUAGAUCCCAAUUGGCUGGAGAAGGAGGCAAUUGGAGGUUUUCGGCGCUGGCACAUAAUCGCCUCUUGCCUGGGCAUUCUAAUGAGCAUUGUGAUUAUGGUUUGCUGUUGCAUACGAUUCCGCAUACCGCGCACCAAACAGGAAAUCGAGGCUGACUAUCAACGCAAACAGAUAACGAAGAAGUUUCGCGAGAAAUUGCAGCAAAUAAAGAACUCCGAAAUGGACGACAUGGAUCUGCAAAAGGUCUGUGCGCGCAUACAGAGCGAUUAUCUGAAUCUGCAGACUAGCCUGGAAAGUUUAAACGAAAAACAAAAUGUUAAAUUUAAAAUUUAA
Scaptodrosophila lebanonensis is the source of this 427-nucleotide messenger RNA. Its product is annotated as transmembrane inner ear expressed protein. Bases 68 to 427 code for a protein of 119 amino acids. The transcript has 3 exons. The record is from RefSeq and is a predicted model, not a curated record. Lineage: Eukaryota; Metazoa; Arthropoda; Insecta; Diptera; Drosophilidae.